This is a messenger RNA of Paramormyrops kingsleyae, 3390 nucleotides long. NCBI's taxonomy places the organism in Eukaryota, Metazoa, Chordata, Actinopteri, Osteoglossiformes, Mormyridae. The record is from RefSeq and is a predicted model, not a curated record.
UCUGCUGCCUGCAUCCACGUCUCUCCCUUUCCAGCCCCUGCCCAACCCUCACCCCCCUGCUUCUCUCUUUCAUACAGCUGUGACCCUCCCUCUAUCCCUCCCUUCAGUUAAUCCACGCUGGUCUAAAAAGAGGCGAAUUACACUUCUCUUAAUACUGUCUCAGAUUUCUGGUAGGCAGAGCACGCACACCUGUGGGAUCCCGGACACCCUUCUCCUCCAACCGGUCUCCUCGCAAGGGGAAGCAGGCCCAGAUCAGUGUCCCUGAUGGCACCGACACCAAGUGUGCUGUGGUGUCUGCUGGGAGUUCUCAUCCCACAGCAAUGCCUGGCACAGUGGCUCCCCGCCAGUUGCCCCACCGUGCCCAGGCACAGGACGCUAGAUGGUGUCCAAUACCUGCCGGAGGUCAGGCCAGACCCCCGCAUCAGCUUCAUGGAUGGAUUCGUCCACAGCUUCCUUGGCACGGUCCAGCCAAACCGCUUCCCCACAGAACUGCUCCGGAUCGCGCUGAACGAUCACAGCAAGUUGCAGAAUCAGGAGACCAUCAGACAGGUUCUACGCUACGAGGCAGGCUUCCUCAUCUGCGUCGCCAUUGGCCUCCUCUACGUCUUCCUGAUGCCUCUGGCCGGCUUGUGCUUGGCCUGCUGCCGUUGCUAUGGUAACUGUGGAGGUCACAUGUAUCAAGAGCAGAGUCCGGACAUCAACAAAUGGAGGAGGGGCCUGUACAGGGCCACACUGUUCACUACUGUCAUCAUCCUGGCAGGAAACGUCUGCAUGUUCUACAGUAACCAUUCCAUGUCCGUUGCCAUGAGCCGUGCUCCGUCAGGCAUCAAGGGUGCCAUGAGCAACGUCCAGACCUACCUGUCUGCUCUCCUGCAGCAAAUUAACACCGUGGUGAAUGAGAGCCUCGCAACCCUGGACGAGAUGGGGGCCAACCUGACCGACCUUGGUCCGUCACUGGGAACAGAUAUCCAGCAGAGCUUCAGGGAGCAUCUGUCCGGCGCUCUGCUCUCUGUGCGCCAGAUGUCUCAAGCGGUGAACGUGACCAGCCACAGCCUGGCCCGACUCAGCGGCACACUGCAGGAGCUCCAGCCCAAAGUGCGCCACCUGCAGGCCAGCCUGCGCACUGUGGGGAGCAGCAUCAACUUGACUCUGCACAACGCCAACUUCACCAGCCUGCUGGGCGCCAUCAGUGUGGACGUCAGCUUCGCGACGCCGAACCUGACAAAGCUCCAGUCUGUCAUGGACCACUUGCUCAGCAUGAACAUGGAUGCCGGGUUUAACGCUGGAGAGGACUUCCUGCGAGGGAUUCCCCAGCGGGUGUCCAAUGUGACCAGAACCUCAGUUCAGAGUGUGAAGCGCCAGUUGGAGAACAUCAAAGAUCAGAUCUCCCAGAUGUCCAAGAGGUUCCCCACGCAGGUCUUGUCGGACGUGUCCAUGCUGCUACAGGCCACCACCCACUCCAUCGAGACCGCCACCCCUGUCGUGCAGACGGCAGAUAAAUACAGGUGGAUCACAUGCCUGGUUCUCUGCUGUGUGGUUCUGCUGGUGGUGGUGUGUAACGCACUCGGGCUGCUGCUGGGUCCGCUGGGACUGCGGCCUAAAGUGGACCCGACUGAACGCUCCAGUACGGCCAACUGUGCGGGGCUCUUCUUCAUGGCAGGUGCAGGCCUCAGCUUCCUGUUUGGCUGGAUCCUAAUGCUGGUGGUCACCAUCCCCUUCCUGAUAGGGGGGAAUGUGUACGCAUUGCUGUGUGUUCCCAUCCACAACCAGGAGCUGUUCCAGAUCAUUGAGACUCCAGGGCUGAUUCCAAGGGUCCCCCUAUCUCAGCUGCAAGACCUAAAAACCAACGUCUCCCUCAGUGACGUCUACAGCGACUGCCAUCAGAACAGCUCCCUGUGGAACGCCUUGCGCCUACAGGACGUGUUCGAUCUCGACGAUAUCUUCAACGUGACCGAGUACGCCGAGCAAAUCAAGAGGCAGUUUUUCGAAAGGAACAUCACCUUGAACAGUGUCAGCUUCCUGAAGCCGGAUCUGCGGAAGCAGCUGUUUGGCUUGUCCACUGUGUCAGAGGCUGUGGACCCGGGGGCCAUCUCCCAGCAGAUUGAUUUCCUUUCCAACAUAUCCCUGAACAAGAUUGCAGACAUGCUGGAUCAGUUACGUAACACUUCAGGCAGCACUGUGAGCAUGGAGCUGCUGGAAGAGGCCUCUAGGCUGAGAGAGAUCCAGUUCAGCAUCAGCGAGGACAUCAUGCCAGACGCGAGGGAUCUCAACUCCACCCUCCAUGGUCUCUUGGCCACCUGUGCACAAGUAAAUAGCACCAUGGAAACUGGUCUGGUUGAACUGGAAAAUGCUCAGAAAUUCCUGGACAUCAAUGCCUCAGUGAUAGUAAACGCUAACUGCCGCAGAUUCCUGGAUUGUCAGAUGCAAUAUUUUACAGCAUUUGCUGACUGGGCAAAAACAACAGUAGGUCACCCCUCUCUAACCUGGAUCUGUCAUGUUAAGGCCUUUCUCUGCUCCAGAACCGCCACCUGGCUUAUUUGGAUCGUAGGUAAUCCAGCUUGUACCAGGAGCACUUCAUGGUGCAGUCUGGAGGUGGAAUUGCUGUCCCUGGGUCGUUUUUGUCCUCAGGUCACCCAGGACGUGGGCUGCUGUGGGCCAGUGGCUGGGGCUCUGGACUCCUUGGAGGUGGUGGCUUGUUCCUACCUGGUGGAUUCUCUGAAUGCCUUCUGGUUUAGCCUGGGCUGGUGCCUGAUCUUCCUCAUUCCCAGCAUCAUCUUCUCUAUAAAGCUGGCCAAGUUCUACAGGAGGAUGAAAUACACCGACACAUUUGAGGAUGACAUCCAGCUGACACAAAUCCCCCAGGCCCCGUACAGCUGAUGGGCCCACCUGAUGCUGCAGGGGUCCAGUCAUGGUCUGGGACCACAGGCACCACCUGGUGAAUACUGCCUAAGACCAGGAGACUCACAAGCACUGACAUGUCGCCACAGCCCCCAGGCUCCCAGACCUCUGUACACGUUUCUUAAGGCUCCCUGCAAGGCCAGUAGACAGACCUCAUUAUGGGUUAAUUCUAGUGUUGAGGUUGGCCCAGUCCCCAAUUUUACCUUGUUUACUUGUGGAAUAUCUUGCUAGGGUUAGCAUUCUCUAUAAGAAGAUUUGUAUCAAACAGGAGUAGAAUAUUAGAAAAUGAUUAAAGCAUUUCUGUGGUUUUUCCAUGGUGUAUGCAAUAUUUUUUAUAAAUACCUGCAAUAAAAAUGCAACCACCCUUUUUCUUACCUUUAAUUAAAUACGAUUUGUUUUAGAGUGACCAUGUUUGCACAGCCAGCUAAAAUCACGGCCAUUGUUUUGUAUAGCAUUAAAAUGCUGCGCUAUUAAAGUGAGAUGUGAAAGGUG